Manihot esculenta (cassava) is the source of this 3575-nucleotide messenger RNA. RefSeq lists its product as uncharacterized. The transcript has 5 exons. Gene Ontology annotation, cellular component: synaptic vesicle; BORC complex; BLOC-1 complex. Lineage: Eukaryota; Viridiplantae; Streptophyta; Magnoliopsida; Malpighiales; Euphorbiaceae. Gene Ontology annotation, biological process: regulation of synaptic vesicle exocytosis; endosome to lysosome transport; lysosome localization. The record is from RefSeq and is a predicted model, not a curated record. Bases 1 to 468 code for a protein of 155 amino acids. Gene Ontology annotation, molecular function: SNARE binding.
AUGGAAACCCCAAAAGACCGCUGCAAUCCCAGCGAAGAUAACACCGUUGCUGUUUCUGUUCAAAUUGCCCCUUCAGUUUCGUCUAAUGGAAAUAAUGAUCCCAGUGAAAACAUCCCUCAAGGACACCAAUGUGAGCCCAAUGCCAACAAUGAAAACAACAGGAGCAGCGAUGCGUUCGCUAAGGGUUUAUCUACGAUGCUUGCCAGUAUUAUCAGGGACUUCGAUUCUAAAGCUCAGGACACUCUCAAAAGUCAAGACUACCUUAAUUGCGCUAUAGAUCGUCUUGCCAGAGAGCUUGAUCAAUUGUUAGAAGAUGCGCCCUUGCCGUUCAUUAUGCAGCAUGCUGCAAAGAUUUCAGGAGUUAGAAAGAGAGUUUCGUCAUUGAACUCUCUUCUAAAAUCUAUACAGCGCCGUGUUGAUAAUAUUGAUCUGAUUCUAUCUGUGGGCUCACUACAAGCAGACAACUAGAGAGAGAUCCUGACAACACUUGGCACGAGGCAGGUUUAAAUGAGAGGAGGAACAAGAAGUAUAUUAAGUAGUCCGCUCUGAUGCGAGUUGGUGAAUAAGCCUUCACAGGCAUAGAUCUCGUGGGGCCUGCACACUAGUAAUACUACUGCUACAAAACAAGAAGUAGAUCGAGUAGUUGGCUCCGAUGUGAGUCGGUGAAUAAGCCUUCGAAGGCAUAGAUCUCAUGAGACCUGCACCCUAGUACUGCUACUUGGAGCCCGAAGUGCAAGGUCCAUCAGAAUGGACGUUUGUUCUCUAGACAAUUUACAUUCACUUGUCACAUGCAGAAUAGAAUAGUAGAUUAAGCAUAGGCUAGAGUGCAUUAACCUUUAAAACAAGUCUCAUCAUCCAUUUCACCAGAAUAUCAAGUCAAAUUUAUCUCAACACAUUAAAUAGAACAAGUCUCAAAAUAAGUUACUAAAACUAGAAGACAACCAAAUGAAGUUUUCCACAUCCUCCAACCAUUCAAGCAGGGCAAGCUGAAGGUAUCAGGAGAAAACCCCAUCUUGUUGAAAUUUCAAGCGCCUACUUGGAUCUCUGCCUCAUCUUUCGGCGCUUCCUCUUUAAUCUCCUCAUACGCUUCUUCUUCCACUAAAGUUACAAAUAAUGAACUUAAAGUCAAACAAAUUUUAAAAAUCAAUAUCAAUAAGCUUUAAAAGGACCCAAUAAAUAUGUUGACAGUAGAUAGAAGAGAUACACGUUCUCCGCUGGAUGGAAGGACAAGCAAUCUUCAUAUUAAAAUUUAGCUAGAGUAGUAACUGAAAAAUACCCUUUCAUGACACUGAGUAAGUUUAACAUUACUUACGAUAUUAAGACAGAAGUAAGCGAUAAUAGCAAUGUAUAAGUUUAUAAUAUCAACAAAAUGUUCGGAAAAAUCAGAACUCAACGCAUAUUUGUCUAUAUAAAUUUAUAAAAAUGAAAAACCAAAUUCCCAUGAAGGCCAGAAGCAAUCAACAAGGAGUAUAUCCACAAUAGAAGUAAAAUAUUUCUAUCCAGCACCAUUUAAUUAGAGCUAACAAUUGAAUCAAAUUCCCAAGGUACCCAUCAGCGCGUAACAAUUUUCUUAAUAUAAUAAGUUGAUUUAACUGAACCAUGGUAAAUCACACUAAAUUGUUCCCAAAUUCAAUAAGCAAGAACAGCUGCAAAUCAAUUCCGCCACUACCUUUAGAUUGCAUAAUUUAAUGAAGAAAUUCAAGAAAAAAUUUAUACCGGUGAACACAAAACUAAUAUUGGCAAUGACCAUUAACCUACGUAUUUACAAUAACCCUUGCUGCGUCACGUCUUCUCUAAUAGAUUAUAUUUUUCAGAAAGCAAACAGAUCAUGUUAUAAAAAUCUACGAAAGACCAGAAAUUAAGGAGCAAAAAUUAAAGCCACAGAUACCUUAGCUCUCAUCCUGUCAAGCUUUCAGGAUCUGCUUGCCUCACUUUGUUCAGCAAUUCCUCUAGAAUGAACCAGAGUUUCUCCACAAAGCUCUAAGACGCCAAUAGAGCGCGUUCCUCUGCAAUUUAUAGGCAAUAGGAAACCCCAAUCGGACCUCAGGCAUCUCAAGGGUUAUUUUCGUCUUUGUAUAUAUUUGGUCUGUCGGUCCAUGAAAAAUAUGAUGGGACUCAUUGAGAUCCAAUGGAACUGUUAAAUGGGCUGCUUAGCCCAUUCGUUAGAAACCUCGAACUCAAAUCUGCCACAUAUGAUUCCUCUUCUUCUUCCUGGGAUGCUUGAUAAUUCAUUACUGAAAAUGGAAUCCCCACAAGACCGCCGCAACAGAAAUCCUAGUGAGGAAAGUAAUAUUGCUGUUUCUUUUCAAUUAGACCUUAGUUUCCUCUAAUGGAAAUAACAAUCUCAGUGAAAACAACCCCCAAGAACAGCAAUGUCAGAUCAACACUGACAAUGGAAACAACAAGAGCAGCAAAGCGUUGGUCAAGGGUUCAUUUCUGAUGCUUGCUAGUAUUAUCAGGGACUUCGAUUCUAAAGCUCAGGUUGCUCUCAAAAGUCAAGACCACCUCAAUUGCUUCAUAGAUCGUCAUACCCGAGUUUCUUUGAAUGGUAUUAGAGCUCGAUCAAUUGUUAGAAGAUGGGCCCUUGCCGUUCGUUAUGCAACAUGCUGCAAAGGUUUCUGGAGUUAGAACGAGAGUUUCGUCAUUGAACUCUCUCUUAAAAUCUAUACAACUCGGUAGUGAUAAUAUUAAUCUGAUUCUAUCUGUGGGCUCCCCACAAGUAAAGGACGCGUGAUUUCAUCAUGAGCAGCAUCAACCCCUUGAAAAAAAAUCAUUCCCAAUUCAAAUUUCUAAUUGUGCAUCUUGCAUUUGGAGAGAAGGGGCGUGCUGAGCUAAUGGAAGCGCAUACCUGCUACAAACAAACCAUCAAGCAAUGGAAUCAACUUUUUGUCUUUUUUUUUUUCUUUUUUAAUUGAUAAAGAAUCUAGUAUGGGAGGUGGGGAGUGGGAACAUUUUGUGAAGGCUGAAUUGAUGUCUCCCACAAGGAAGCAGUGUGGUCAUUUGAUUCUCUGAUGUAGCAGCAAUUUAUUAAACGAGAAAUCCCUCAGCAAUUUGGUGAAACAAACUGGUAAAAUCAGCAGCUAUUAUUCGAAUCAUAUUGGAGCUUUAGUUGCUAUGGUUGUUGUUGAUAACUAGUAUCAGAAAAAGAGAUUAAGAUGAUUCGUGGCAAAGGUUUUCCAGUGAUUUUUCUUUGAUCUACCUUGAGUACAAGGGAAUUUUUGCUAGUGGACGCAAGGUAUUCUAUAAUUUUAACGUGUGUCGCAUUCUAUUUUAUGCUUUAUGUUGAUGUAGAUUUUCUCUAAUACAAAGUGUAGAAGAUUUCUCUCUAGUUUUGGUGAGAUAUUUUCUCUUUCUUCCUCGCUUCAUCCUCUUGGGUUAGCCAAGUUAUUCCACUCCCCACUUUGAGUUGAGCUGUAAAUACUUUUGGAUGUCGGUAAAUUAUUGCUUUUUCAGAUCUAGAAGUUCCGUAGUGAAGAUGGUAUCUUCAAGAUUUGUGUUGCAACAGCCAGUGAAUAAGUGAAAGUAAAGCUUUUGUGUGGAGUUUUCUCCACGGUUGGUUAUUUCAGUUUGUUAUC